AUGUCGGACGAUCGGGAGAAGGAGCUGCAACAGGCUCUGGCAGGGUGUGUCCUCGACUCCAGCUGGUUUUACUGCGUGGCAGGGGUGGGCCUGGCCAUCCCCAUCGGGGUGCGACUCAAGUCUUACAACCCCCUGGUCUACUUGGGACUCUCUGGAACACUGCUGGACCUUCUCAACGGCUACAACAAGUGCACGAAGGAGCGGGCGGAGUUGCGGGACUACCAGCUCGCGGUGUCCACGCGUGCACCGCGACUGUGCGGGCUGGUCGGCCAUGCCAGAGGCGCCCAGGCUCGGCGGCUGGCCACUGGUGCAGGCCCAGACCUCGGCCUGGGAGCGACCCUGCAGCGUGCCGUCGCCUUUGGCCCCUCUGAGGUGGCGGCGUUUGUGAGGCUGACGGGGGACACCAACCCCAUCCACCAGUCCCUGCCAGCCGCGCAGGCCGCCGGCUUCGAGCGAUGCCUCGUCCCGGGUAUCAUGGCCGCCUCCCUCUUCCCCGCCCUCAUCGGCAGCGCCGUUCCCGGCGCGCUCUACCUCACGCAGACCCUCAAGUUUCGGGCGCCAGUCCAGGUGUCCGAGCCGAUGCUGGCUUCCGUGACGGUGUCGCGCAUCAGCGGCCGGCGACUGACCUUUGACACCCAGCUCACCGACUCUGCGGGCGCAGUGCGCGUGUCCGGGUCGGCGCUAGCCAUGCUCCCUCCUUCCACUUGA
Messenger RNA from Auxenochlorella protothecoides, 708 nucleotides. Its product is annotated as Hydroxyacyl-thioester dehydratase type 2, mitochondrial. The transcript is spliced from 4 exons. NCBI's taxonomy places the organism in Eukaryota, Viridiplantae, Chlorophyta, Trebouxiophyceae, Chlorellales, Chlorellaceae. Bases 1 to 708 code for a protein of 235 amino acids. The record is from RefSeq and is a predicted model, not a curated record.